Messenger RNA from Rhineura floridana, 12372 nucleotides. RefSeq names its product dachsous cadherin-related 1 (gene DCHS1). Gene Ontology annotation, biological process: homophilic cell-cell adhesion. NCBI's taxonomy places the organism in Eukaryota, Metazoa, Chordata, Lepidosauria, Squamata, Rhineuridae. Gene Ontology annotation, cellular component: plasma membrane; catenin complex. The coding region runs from base 257 to 10183 and encodes 3308 amino acids. Gene Ontology annotation, molecular function: cadherin binding; calcium ion binding. The transcript is spliced from 21 exons. The record is from RefSeq and is a predicted model, not a curated record.
CGGGGCCUCCCGGAGCUUCCUGAGGGAGGGCUGUCCCGGGUCCUCCUCCCCUCUCCCGCUCGGGGAGGGAGAGGCAGCCCCAGUUCGGUGGGGCUGAUGCCAGCCAAGCCCAACGCUCCCCUCCCCCACAGCCCUGCAAUGAGGAGCAGCUACAGCAGAGGGGAGGGGGAGCGGGGGCUGGAGCCCAGCCGGAGGAGCCCGAGCCAAGGAGCGAGAGACAAAGGCAGGGGAGCGAGCGAGCGAGCGCGCAAGCGGGAUGGGAAGCGGCGGCGGCGGAGACAAAGAGGGCCGUGGCCAACUCUUUCUUGCCGGCCAAGGUGCCUGCCUGCUGCUGCUUCCCUCCCUGGCUGUCUCGGGCUCCCACGGCAGGCAGCGAGGAUUAAGGUGCUGGCUCAGCAGGCAGAAGCUGGCCAGCGGCAGUCAGCACCACCACCACCUGCUGCCUCCAGAGAAGCUUCGAGGAACAGUAGCCAUGGCGCUGGCUGUCCUGCGCCUCCCGCUGCUGCCGCCGCUGCUGCUGCUGGGGGUGCUGGCAGUUGGGCAGAGCUCAGCAGUGUUGGGCACCCUAGACUUGCAAAUUGAUGAGGAGCAGCCAGCGGGCACCAUCAUUGGGGACAUCAGCGCAGGCCUGCCCCCUGGCACCACCACCUACAUGUACUUCAUCUCUGCCCAAGAGGGAAGCGGCGUGGCUACAGACUUAGACAUUGAUGAGAAUACUGGCAUAAUCAAGGCUGCAUGUGUGUUGGACCAUGAGAGCCGAGACCACUACAGCUUCAUUGCUGUCACCCCUGAAGGGGCUACAGUGGAGGUCAAUGUGAAGGUCAAUGACAUCAACGACCACACACCCACCUUUCCUAAGCAGCGUGGCUUCCUCCAGAUCCCAGAGCACACACCCCUCAACAGCCACUUCCCUCUGGAACCAGCCUUCGAUGCGGACAGUGGCCUGCUCAACACCCAGGGGUAUGCCAUCAAAGAGGGAAACGUGGGCCAGGCUUUCCGCCUGGAGACACGCCGUGGGCCCAACGGAGUCCUCCACCCAGAGCUGGUGGUGAGCACCGUGUUAGACCGGGAGGUCCGUUCCAUCUACACGUUGUUUCUAGAAGCCUAUGAUGGUGGAUCUCCCCCCCACAGCUCCCAGAUGACCUUGGAUGUGUCUGUCCAGGAUAUCAAUGAUAACGCCCCAGCCUUCAAUCAGAGUCGCUACCACACCCUCAUCCCAGAAAAUCUCCAGCCAGGUAGCAGCAUCAUGCAGGUCUUUGCCUUGGAUGCUGAUGAGGGGGGAAAUGGUGCUGUGGUGUAUGAGAUCAACCGCCGGCAAAGUGACCCUGAGCAGUACUUCACUAUUGAUGCUACCACAGGCGUGAUUAAGCUCAACAAGGGGCUGGACUAUGAGCUACGGAAGGUUCAUGAGCUCGUGGUGCAGGCACGAGACAGUGCAGUGCAUCCAGAAGUAUCCACUGCCUUUGUCACCAUCCAGGUCCGAGACUACAAUGACAACCAGCCCACCAUGACCAUCAUUUUCCUCAGUGAGGAUGGCUCUCCACGCAUCUCAGAAGGGGCCCAGCCUGGGCAGUUUGUGGCCCGCAUCUCUGUCUCAGACCCUGACUAUGGUGAGUAUGCCAAUGUCAAUGUCUCCUUAGAAGGUGGCGAUGGUAAAUUUGCCCUCACCACCAAGGACAACAUCAUUUACUUGAUCUGUGUGGACCAAAUGCUGGACCGAGAGGAACGUGACUCUUACGAGCUGCGAGUGACAGCUACAGAUGCAGGAACACCACCCCUACGUGCUGAGUCGGCGUUUGUGCUCCAGGUGACAGAUGUCAAUGACAACCCACCCCUAUUUGACACCCAGGAGUAUGAACAGAGUGUUCCUGAGGUGGUCUAUCCUGGCAGCUUUGUGCUGCAGGUGACGGCACGUGACAAAGACCAGGGCCCCAAUGGGGAGGUUCGCUACAGUAUUCUGCACACCCACCACACCCAUUCCCAUUGGUUUGCCAUAGAUCCUGCCACUGGCAUUGUCACUACUGCCUCUUCUCUGGACUAUGAGGUUGAUUCUCAGCCCCAGCUGACUGUGGUGGCCACAGAUAGGGGCAAGCCACCGCUCUCUUCCACCGCGGUGGUCCACGUGACCCUGCAGGAUGUCAAUGAUAAUGAGCCCAUCUUUGAAAGCAACUUCUACAACAUCUCCCUGAAAGAGAAUGUGCCUUCUGGCACCUGCUUCCUCCAGGUCACGGCUACUGAUGCUGACAGUGGUUCGUUGGGCUCCCUCUCCUAUUCACUGGGCACGGGCCUCACCAGCUUUGCUCCGUCUGCAUUCAGCCUUGGGAAAGAGACCGGCCAGCUCUGCACCACCCAGGACCUGGACCGUGAUGAGGGCAUCUCUGCCUAUGACUUCACCAUCACAGCUGUCGAUGGGGGUGGGCUGAGCUCCAUGGCCUAUGUCAAGAUUUUCCUGGAGGACAUCAAUGACAAUGCACCAGCAUUCUACCCGUUGGAGUAUGCCACCAGCAUCAGUACCCAAAGCCACCCAGGCUCUGCAGUGCUGCGCGUCACAGCCCAUGACAAAGAUGAAGGGCUGCACGGACGGGUGACAUACCACAUUGCCGCGGGCAACACACCACCGAUCCUCUUUGCCAUAAACCCAGAGACUGGCGCCAUUUCCUUGCUAGGCACCCUUGCAGGCAGAGCCAACACACUGGUGCAGCUGGAGAUUGCCGCUCAGGACGGAGGCGAGCUGGCAGCUCAGCCAAAUGCUCAGGUCAACAUCAGCAUUGUAGCCGGCACCGUCUCCCCUCCAAGCUUUGAGCGUGCUCAGUACUACUUCACGGUCCCAGAAGACACCCGGCCAGGCAGCAGCGUUGGUGUCAUCUAUGCCCACAACCCCCCAGGUCACACCGACAGUGUGUUUUACUCCAUCUCCUCGGGAGACCAGCACGGAUAUUUCUCGAUUGAGCCGGGAUCGGGGGAGCUGCACACCAGCCUCGCUCUGGACCACGAGACCCAGGCGGUGGUCUUCCUGGAGGUCCAAGCCCGCAGCGGCUCUCCUCCUGCCUACAGCAGCGCCCGGGUGCAGAUCAGCGUCUCUGAUGUGAAUGACAAUGCACCCACUUUCCCAGCGCCCUCUGACUCGGUGCUGCUGCCUGAGGGGGCUGCUCUGGGCACUGUGGUGUAUACAGUGCAGGCGGAGGAUCGUGACAGUGGGGCCAAUGGGCAAGUGUGCUUUGAGCUGGCAUCUGGGGGGGCAAGUGCCUUCACUGUGGAGCAUUUCUCAGGAAAGGUGCGGCUCAUGGGGACUUUGCAGUGGGCGGCCAGCACCCCCUACAAGCUGGUCAUUCUGGCGCAAGAUGGCGGGGCCCCCAGGCUCAGUGCCACGUUCACCCUCCUGGUCCACAUGCAGGCAGAAGAUGAGCGUGGCCCUGUCUUUGACACCCUCACCUACCGCGUGGAAGUGCGCGAAGGGGUGUCAGUGAGCACUCAUUUCCUGCAAGUGCGAGCUCUGGCCCGGGAGCCCAAUGCCCUCCUCACCUACCACUUGCGGGCUGAUGGAGAUGCUGCCAGCUUUGGCAUUGCCCCUGACACUGGGUGGCUAUACGUGCGCAGUACUCUGGACCGGGAAGUGCAGGAGCUGUACGUGCUGAUGGUCCUGGCUGUGGCUGGGGAGGGAGAGGGGCGCCAGACAGGCACCAGCACUGUCCGUGUCACCAUCACAGACGAGAAUGACAACAGUCCCCGGCUGAGCGAGGAGCGCUACUUCUUCACUGUGGCCGAAAACAGGCCAGCAGGCAGCAGCGUUGGCCGAGUGACCGCCAGCGACCGGGAUGCUGGGCAGAACAGCCGCCUCACUUAUCGGCUGUUGCCCCACGAGGGGAACUUCCUGAUCCACACACAGACUGGAGAGCUGAGCCUUUGGAAGAGCUUGGACAGGGAGGAACAGGCCAGUUACCAGUUGCAAGUCCUGGUGCAGGAUGGGGGGACACCACCCCGCAGUGCCACAGGCACCGUCUACAUCACUGUGCUGGAUGAGAAUGACCAUGCGCCCACCUUCUUGCACGUGGCCGAGGGGCGUGAGCUUCUCCUUCAGGUUCUGGAGGAGAAGCCGGCUGGGCUGCUGGUGGCUUCACUGAGGGCCAAGGACCUAGACGAGGGUGAGAAUGGAACUGUCUUCUACUCACUUUCAGGGGCCUGGGCAGAACGCUUCUCCCUGCACGUGGCCACAGGCGAGCUGCGCACAGCCACCAAACUGUGCCAAGCAGACAGGGGCGAAUACACUUUCACAGUGACCGCAAGUGACCGAGGUGCCGCUCCCCGGAGCGCGACAGCAGCUGUACGCAUCCAGGUGGUGUCCGCAGCUCGCCUGCUGCCCCGCCCGGAUACCACAGUGCUGACACUUUAUCCCACAGAGGGCCUGCAGCCCGGCUGUCUCGUUGGCUCAGUGGCUCCUCCACGGGAACCACUUCCUCAUGGGCAGGUGACCUACAUGCUGGUGGGAAGCAGCAGUGGGGAUGGCCUUUUUGUAGUAGAUGCAAACACCGGAGACAUCUAUGUGGCCCAGGAGCUGGACUAUGAAGCUGGGAUGAAGCACACCCUUCAAGUGAGCGUGGAAGAUGUCCUGCAAGGCUACCCCAGCCAGCGCCUGGUACUGGUUGAGAUCCAUGUCCAGGAUAGCAAUGACCAUGUGCCCACCUGGCCCCAGGAUCCUGUCACUGUGGUGGUGUCAGAGGGUGCCACCCCUGGCAUAUCCCUCUUCACCUUCCAUGCGCUGGAUGGGGACGGUCCUGGCCCCAAUAGCCAACUGCGCUACAGCCUCUUGCGCCAGGAGACAGCAGGCAGUCCCUUCCAGCUGGAUGCACCCAGUGGAGAACUGAGCCUGCAGGGAACGCUAGACCGUGAAACCCAGUCAGCCUACCGGCUGGUUGUCCAAGCCACAGACCAGGCUCACAACAUCAGCCAGCGGCACUCGGCAGCUGUCACUGUGCAUGUCUUCAUCAUGGAUGAGAAUGACAACGUGCCUGAAUUCUGCUCUCCAUCAACUGUCUAUGUUCCUGAGGACCAGCCCACUGGCUUCCUGCUGCUCCAGGUGGUGGCGAGGGAUCGUGACCUGGGUGAGAACGGGCGUAUCAGCUACACGCUGCGAGCAGGAAACGCUGAUGGACGAUUCCACCUCAGUCCCAGCACAGGGGCGUUGUCUAUCAUGAGGGCACUGGACCGGGAGGAAGUGUUCCAGCAUAACCUGACCGUGGUCGCCACAGAUCACGGGUCACCACGGCGCUCUGCCACCCAGCUACUGUUGGUGCAUGUGCUUGAUGUGAACGACGAGACACCUGCCUUUGAGAGAAGCAAUUAUGAAGCCACUGUGGCUGAGAACCUGCCCCCUGGUGUUCCAGUGCUGCAGCUGCAAGCCACUGACCAUGACCUAGGGGCCAAUGGGCAGGUGUCAUAUGGUGGUAUCUCUGGGGAUGACUUCUCCAUCGACUCCCACACAGGCCUGAUCAGCACCCGGCGCGCCUUAGACCACGAGACGUGUGCAGAGCACUUGCUGACAGUGUAUGCACGGGACAGGGGUCUGCCCCCACGCCAAGCGAAGGUGACAGUGCGUGUCCUGGUGGCCGAUGAGAAUGACCACGCCCCGGCCUUCCCGAGUGAUGCUUGUUCCUUGGAGGUACCUGAGAACCAGAGCCAAGUGGAGCUUAUCACUCUGCGUGCCACAGACCGUGACACAGGGGACAAUGGGCGCCUCUCUUACCAUUUGGCAGCUGGAGACCCCAAGGAAGAUUUUACCUUGAACCCCAUUUCAGGCAAGUUGUCCACCGCACGAGGACUAGAUCGGGAGCAUGUGGCCAGCUAUGUGCUAACUGUCGAGGCCUGUGACCAUGGUUCUCCCCCUCGCUGUGCCAGCCUGGCAAUCCACGUGCACGUGCUGGAUCUGAACGACAAUGCCCCUCGCUUUGUGCAAGAGGACUAUGCGGCCGAGGUGCCUGAGGACUUGCCUGUGGGUGCCCUGGUGCUGCUGCUGGACGCCCUAGAUCUGGACGAAGGUGCCAACAGCCACGUGUCAUACUUCCUGGCGAAUGAGUCGCUGGGGACCUUCCAGGUGGAGCCAGAGACAGGCCGCCUCACCAGCACCCAGCCACUGGACCGAGAGCGUCGGGCAAGCUACCGCUUCCUGGCCCUGGCGGUGGAUUCCUCUCCCUUGAAGCCCCAGAGUGCCUCAGUGCAGAUCACGGUCACUGUCCAUGACGUCAAUGACCAUGUCCCUGCCUUCCCACUCAGCCCCCUUGUUGUCACCCUGCCCCGCAACACGCCGCCCAAACGGGUGGUGGCCACGCUGCGCGCAGAAGACCACGACGCUGGAGCCAAUGCCUCCCUCCUCUACCGCUUUGCCACCCCCACACUGGCCUUUGCCAUCAACACCUACACGGGGGCCAUCCAGCUGCUGCAGCCCUUGGGGGGCCUCAGCCCACGCCAGCGAACCUUAUUUGUGAUGGCCAGCGACCUGGGACAGCCCCCACUCUCCUCCACGGGCGUGGUUGUAAUUCACCUGCAGGAUGAGGGCUUCCGGGGAGUGCGAUUUCCCCGCAGCACCAGUGACGUCAUGCUGCCUGAGAAUGCUGCACCAGGCACCACCGUGGUGAGCAUCCCGGCCACACACUCAGCUGGCUCCUCAGGGCACAUUGCGUACAGCAUCGUCAGUGGCAACGAGAAGGGCGCUUUCCGCAUCCAGCCCAGCUCAGGCAUGGUGUCUGUGCAGAAUCCCAGGAGUCUGGACUUCGAACUGAGCCCUCGCCUGCGACUCGUGCUGCAGGCAGAGUCGGCCUCCUCCUUUGGCUUCAUGGCUGUUAACGUCAACCUGCAGGACGUCAACGACAACUGCCCGCGAUUCCAGCUGCCCAACUAUGUGGCCUUUAUCUGGGAGGCCCAGGGCUAUGACUCUCCAGUCAUCCAGGUUGUGGCAGAUGACUUGGAUCAGGGUCCCAACGGCCAGGUGACCUACAUGAUCAACCAGACAUUCCCCAUGAAUGGGCUGUACCACAUCAAUGCCCAGACAGGAGCGAUCACCACAGCAGCUAUUCUGGACAGGGAGAUUUGGGCCCAGACGCGGCUGGUGCUGACAGCAAUGGACAGAGGAAACCCUCCACUUGUGGGCUCUGCCACCCUUACGGUGCUGGUGAUGGAUGUCAAUGACAACAGCCCUACCAUCCCAGCUCCCUGGGAGGUGCGAGUGCCUGAGAAUGUCCUACUGGGCACCGAGAUCGCCAUGGCGACGGGCAACGACGUGGACUGCGGGCCUCUGCUCUCCUACACCCUCGUGCCAGACAGCAGCACCACAGGCACCUUCAGCAUCCUGCACUAUGGAGGGCGCAUUACGCUGAUGGCCCCCCUGGACUAUGAGCAGCGCAGCCGCUACACUCUGACCAUACGCGCCUCUGACUCCCAACACGAGGCGGAAGCCAAUGUCACUGUGCUGGUGGAAGACGUGAACGACAACCCUCCAGUCUUUGCCCAGGCACUGUAUCAGGUAAUGCUGCCAGAAAACACCCGAGCUGGCAGCCCCAUCCUGACCCUCAGCGCCACAGACCUGGACUCUGGCUCCAACGGGGCAGUCACUUACCAGCUGGCCAGGCCAAGCCACAUCGUGUCCAUCCAUAGCAGCAACGGGACCUUGUUCACUACCCAGCACCUGACACUGGAUCCAGGACGCCCCACGCUGGACAUCCUGGUGGAGGCUCAUGACAGGGGCACUCCGAGCCUCUCAGCCUGGACCACAGUGCAGAUCCACGUGCUGGAUGUGAAUGACCAUGGGCCUCAGUUCUUGAAGCCACACUACAAUGCCUGCGUGUCGGAGGACCUGAGCCCAGGCACCACCCUCCUCACCCUGGAAGCCACAGAUGCUGACGUAACACGAGACAACGCAGUCUUGGACUACACCAUUGUCAGUGGGAACAGUGGCCAUGCUUUCCAGCUGGAGGGCCGUGUUGGUGGUACCAGUGCCCUGGUCCUGGUUGAGCCACUUGACUUUGAGGCUGUGACAGUCUAUAACCUGACAGUGGCCGUGUCUGACCGGGGAGUGCCACAACACAGUGCUGUGGUACCUGUUGUCCUGACUGUGAGAGACGUCAAUGACAACCCACCUGUUUUUGGGCGCCCUGCCUACCAUGUGGCAGUGAGUGAGGGCACCGUGCCGGGGGCAGAGCUGCUCCGUGUAGCUGCCCAUGAUCCCGACUCUGCCCCCCAUGGCCAAGUCCGCUACAGCAUCAGCUCUGGUGACCCUGGCGGCCUCUUCCAGCUGCAUCCGUCCACUGGGGCACUCCGCCUGGCCAAGGCGCUAGACUGCGAGAUGCAGGCCCAGCACAGCCUGGUGGUCCAGGCCUCCGAUGGGGCAGGUGGGCACUUUGCACUUGCAUCUGUCACUGUUGAGGUAAAGGACGUCAACGAUAACCUUCCCUACUUCCCGGUAGAGACACUGAGCUGCAGCCUCAGAGAGAACCUGCCCCCGGGAAGCCUGGUCACCACCAUGCGUGCGGUUGACACAGAUGUGGGGGUCUUUGGGGAGCUGCGUUAUGCUCUGCUACAGACAGAAGGGUGGGAUGCAUUCACCCUCAACGGCAGCACUGGGGAACUGCACUCACUCCUGCCCUUUGACUACGAGCGCACCAAGGCUUUCCAGCUGUUGGUGCAGGCCACAGACAUUGGCAACACCACUGCAACGGCCACUGUGCGUGUCCUGGUGACUGGAGAAGAUGAAUAUGACCCUGUCUUCCUCAGCCCAGUCUUCAGCUUUGAGAUUCCUGAGGGGGCACGCCGGGGGCAGAGCAUAGGCCACGUGACGGCCACGGAUGAAGAUGAGGGGCCCGAUGGCGUGGUGCUCUACACCCUGACCAAAACUUCCCCCUUCUUUGGGAUCAACCACACCAGCGGCACCAUCUACCUGCGUGUGGACAGCCAGGCGCCACCAGGUGGGCGUCCCAAGCGAGAGCCACGGGAAAUGGUGCUGGAGGUGCAGGCCCACAGUCCCCUGCCUGCGUCGCGCUCAGCCUCCGCCCAAAUUGCCAUUGAUGUGACACAUUCGUCCUUUGGUCUGUCCACCGACCUCAACCUGCUGCUGGUGGUAGCCGUGGCCGCCUCACUUGGUGUGGUGCUGAUGCUGGCUGCUGUGGCCAUUGUGCUGGCCCUUCUCCGGUCUCGGCAGGGUCGUGGCCAGAAGGAGGCAGAUCUGGCCCAUGUGCAGAAGGCAGGCUGUGCUGGGCCAGCGAUGCCCAGCGGGGACUGUCUCUAUCAUGAGGCACUGCCCGGCUACGGCACAGAACCAGCAAGUGCCUACACCAGGGGAGGGUCGCUGGACCCCUCCCACUCAAGUGGGCGGGGCUCAGCUGAGGCAGCUGAGGAUGAUGAGAUCCGCAUGAUCAACGAGUGCCCCCGCAUGUCCAGCGUCACUUCUUCCCUGCAAGAGCACCUUGCUGCCCGAGGGCCUGACUCUGGCAUCCAGACCGACGCGGACCGUCUCUCUGACAUCUCCUGUGAACCCACCACCCUGGAUGCCGCCCACUGGUUCAAGAACAGGAAGGGGCCGAGCCUGUUGCUCCCUGGGCAGCCCCCACAACUCUACCGGGAUGGCGGGGGUGGCAGUGGGGCCUACCUGGGUGCUGGCUGCGGCCUCAGCGUGCCCUCCACCAAAGACUACUCCUUCCCCGAGGACGGGCAGCCCUGUGUAGACGGCUCCCUCACAGCCAUUGUGGCCAGCGACGAGGAGCUACGUGGCAGCUACAACUGGGAUUACCUCCUCAACUGGUGCCCCCAGUUCCAGCCGCUGGCCAGCGUCUUCACAGAGAUUGCCCGCCUCAAGGACGAGAGCUCCCUGCGCAAGCCCCUCCCCGCCAAGCCCAAGCCCCGAAUUGACCCACCCCCCCUCAUCACCUCUGUGGCACACCCUGGGGCCAAGUCAGUGCCCCCAAAGCCAGCGGUGGGGCGGGCCUUCCCACACCUGUCCUCCCUGCGACGCUCCCCAAUCAGCCACGAAGGGUCGCUGUCCUCUGCGGCCAUGUCCCCCAGCUUCUCGCCAUCCCUCUCCCCGCUGGCAGCCCGGUCUCCGGUGGUCUCACCCUUCGGGGUCUCCCAGGGCCCCUCAGCCUCCACCCUAAGCACAGAGCACUCCUUGGAGGCCUCUGAAGAGGCUGAGCUCCGCAUAUAGCUCGCGCUCUGGACUCUGGCCCACUGAGCCAAGCUGCCGCCUUCUUCCGCAGCUCCAGCUGAGACUCGUACCCGGCCGGCUCCUGAGUCUGGGGCUGUCCGCCCAUCCAUUGGAGUGUGGAGUUGCAGGAGCCGCUUCCAGUGAUGUAAAGGGAUUCUGUGAGGGGCUAGAUGAGGUUGCUUUCCUCUUCAGGUGACGGGCUGAAAAGCAGAGGAAGCUGCCAGCCCAGGACAGCAUGCGGACCAUGGCCACGUGCCCACGGCAGAUCACAAGGCCGUCCUUUCUCUCCCCGUUCCCGCACCACAGACACCUUUUUUCACUAUUGUUCCACUCGCCCCCAACUUCACUCACACAGACAGAUGUGAUGCUGUGCACUCCCUGCAUGCAGUCUGCUGGGCUCAGUGGCUUGUCUGGAUCUGCAGAAGGGAGUCCAGCUGAAAUGCCCUUUAACUCUCAGGGCCCCAAACCACUCCUGGGGUAGGCAGCUACCAUACCCAAGGAAAACGGCACCUGAAGCACAUCUCCACUGGCAGCCCCCCUCCCCAUCACCAAAGAGUGCAGCUACUAUCAAGGGCUCCUUGGCUCAACACUAAGCGGCUCUCUUUCUGGGGCAACUUCUGCUAUUCAUCACCCCACACCCUCCCUCCAGCUCCCCCUAUGUGCCAGGGAGCCCCAUGGCCCAUUCCCACUCCUUGCUUUGCACUGGCAUAUGCUCAUUGGGGGGGCUGGUCCCCCCCACUGCAGAAAUCUUCUGCUUGGGAGAGGGCUCACUCACUCUGUGUGCAAUCCAUAUGUGCCCAGGAAGGGUGACACCCCAACAGUUUGGCACUGGGCACGGGGGCCAUGAGGCUGGGGGCAGAUUAGGUGCAUGUGUUUGUGUUGGUUCAAGACUGGAGCAGGAGGUUGUCUCCCAUGCUCCCCAGAACCCCCCCAACACAAAGAAACACCUUGCAAUAACAGUGUUCUCCUCCUUCCCCUUGGCUUUUUUUUUGGGGGGGGGAGAAUUAAUGGCACUACCAGAGCAAUAAUCAACCCCCCCAUUUGUCUCCACACCACAGGAGGGAGAGUAAGUGCAAGUUCACAGUUGUGGCCGCCUUGCCCGACUCAGCUCUUUAUCAGUCCAGCCUGCCCAGUGGUGGCUGCGUGGCAAAGGGCAGCCGCUCCUCUCCAGGGUUCAGGCAGGGGCCAUUGCCAGCCCCACCUGGAGACGCCAGCCUGGGACUGCGCCUGGGGCCUUCUGCAUGCAAAACAGGUGGCCCACCCACCCAGCGGUGACCCAAGGAGGUGGUCUGUGCACAUGCGUGUGCAUAUGGCAGCAUGCUGAAGCUGGUUGAUGACUACGCAUGUGUGGGACGGGAAUGAAGUCCCUGCAGUGGCCGAUUUGGGAGGGGGCCCACGGCACAGACACAGACUAAGUCAACAUCCUUCUGUAUGCAACAACUUUGGCACCUGCCUGCAGGGGGUCCUGUGCUGUUUCCAGUGACAGCCGUGACAGCCCACUCUGGAUGUAUAUUUGAUACAGAAUAGCAUUAACUGCAGGGGAAGGGAUGCAAAGGACAACGCUUUCCCUGUUGCUGCCAUCGCUCACUGUGCCAGGGAAAGCUUCACCUGCAGAACUGGGGGCUGUCACGGGCAGGAACAAGGGAGCGCUCCUCGUGCGUGGGGUGGUUUCCUUUUUUCUGUCUCGGGCCUUUCUGCAGAGGAAGGAGAGGGCUUUCAUCAGGUUUGCAGGGCGCAGGAGGCCGCCUUCCCCAUGUUGCUCAAGGGGGGGAGGGUGCACCCUGCAACAUAAGGGGCUCCCUACAGCUGGACCGCUUGGAGCAGGUGGUUGGGAGGAAGGCCGAGGCCUGGUCCUUGCCGGUCUCCUGUAGCCGAGCCCAGUCCUGCCUGGAAGCCGUUGUCUCUGCUGCCACCCCGGCCACGCGCGCACCACCUCUGUCCCGCCGCCGCCGCGGGCUUGGCAUGUCCUGGCUCCACCAGCUGGGCAGAUCCCAUUUAUUUAUUUACUGUAGUCUGUUCUGUUUCACGCGUUUGUAUCUUUUUGUAUCGCUGAGGAUCAGCAGUGGGGGAAGCCCUCUCGGGCGCCGCCCACCCUCCCUGGCCCUCGUGUUGAGCGGGGACCAGAUCAAAGUGCCAACCUUUUGAAGUAAUGCCUUAAUAAACCACACCGCGUUUGUAUCAGACUCGAC